AUGGAGGCUGAGCUGGCCGAGAAAGGCACCAACCUGCAGCUUUGGGCGACCGAGGCACUCGACGCCGGGGAGAACCUGGCCGAGGCCCGGUCGCGGUGCACUGCUCUGGAGGCCGAGCGGUCUCGUGCCGCCGAGGGAGCCGAAGCGUGGCGCCAGGCUUACGAAGAGGAGGCGACUCGCCGGCAGGAGACGGCACGGCGACAGAGGAUGGCCGAGAGGCUCGCCCAAGGGAAGAGCCAGGCGCGCGAGUACGAGCGGGCGCGCAGAUUCCGUGCCGAGGAGGCCUUGGCGGGGAGCCGCGCGGACGUCGACGUCGACAACUUGUGGGCGUGGAUCGACGGCCUGUUGGCAUGGAUCGACCGCCUGACGACGAACCUCGAGCUGGGGGCCACGAUCGCCGAGAACCUGCGGGCCCGCGUCGACGAGCUCGAGGCUGCCGCAGAGACGGGGGGCGAGGCAGGAGUAGGCACCGCGGACUUUGUCACGGAGCCACGCGCCGCUGGGGACGAUGAGACCGAGCGGGCGGAGCCCGAGGAGACCAGCCUCGGGGAGCAUCGCGCCCUGGGCGACUCCGCGGCUGCCUCGGGCCGGGCGCCGGGAGCGGGCGACGAUGGCGACGACGAUGCGGGGGUGCCGGGAGGGUCAGAGGUCAAACUGGUCCGCGCCCACGAGGACGUCCACGGCGCCCGCGCCACCGGCGCCGACGUCGCGGUCGCGGGCGUGGUCGCACACCAGGGCACGCACCAUGGGGUGCACGCUGCUCAGUUCCGCUUCUUAGCUGGCGCGCAGUGGAGGUUCGACCCCGCCCGGGUCCAGCCGUGCGAGGUGUCCAUCACGGGUGCCCAUUCUAGGCUCGUCGAAAUCGGCCAGGACGUGCAGCCGAAGGCCGACGCCGCCCAUGUCCAGCAGGCCGUAGGACUUGGGACGGCUGUUCCGGCCAAGCUCGACUACAUCGUGCAGGACGUGCCGCGGAAAGCCGACCUUGCGGACUCCGACGCCAGCGCCAGCGCCGACGCCGCCGCGAGAGUCGGCACGCACCACGAGGCGGGCGUCGCUCGGUUCAGCUUCGUGGCUGCACGCACCGCCCAGCUGGCGUUGGUCAUGCCGGCGGGGCUUAGCCGCGAGGGUACGAGCCUGAGGGGCGACGUUCCAGCGGCUGGGUUACUGGUGGCGGAGGACCUCACCGUUCGCAUACCUUCGGGUCACGUGGAGGAUUGCGCGCACGCCCUGGCGAGGCGUGGAGCUGGGCCCUCUGUCAAGGGCACGCAGGUGCUCGGCAGCGCGUGGGUGCCGACUGGCACGCUGACGCCCAUCAGCGCGCUCGCAUUCCGAAGCGCGCCUGGGCUUUGCAGCGCGCCGGUAGUCGAGAGCGUGCCCCAGCCCAACUUCGAGGGCAUGGCCUUGCUCUUCUUGGGCAGGCUGGUGCCUGGUGUGGUCGCGCCCAGGGACAUGCACGGACCCCGGAGCGCCCGGGCGCUCCCCGACGUGCGGGCCCUCUUUUGCACCCGGGCGCUCUCGCUUGACAGCACGCCGGUGUUCAUGCGCGCCCCGAUGCUCGUGCUCGAUGGCCCGUCGACGCUGAUGUAUUGCGACAAGCGCGACUUCUCCUUGGCCAGGUCAUCCCCGCCGACGACCGAGUUCACGGGCAAGCGAAUGUUCGACUGCCUGCCGCGUGCGUACCUGGCCGAGACGGCUCUGGAGGUUUUGGCCUGGAUCGCGGUGGAAAGGGCUCGACUUGGCCCAGUGCAGAUCAUGCUGGUGCUCGACGGCAUGCGGGAGCACCUGGGCUUACCGGUGUCCCACGGCGCCUUGGCGUUCCUGGACAUGCUGGGCGUGCCCCGCCGUGUGCUGGUACUCCCAGUGCGGUCGUGCUUGAAGGAGGCGUUCUCUGAUUGGGUCAUCCACGACAACCCACCGCGUGCUGCGGGCCCUGGCCCGGUGAGGCAGCGGGUCAAGGCCCGGGGUGCCUAUGGCACGCGCCCGAGCGACGGGGCUGGCAGCUACAGACGCAGCGGCGCCAACUGCAGCUACGCCGGCCGCGGCCCCGAUAGCUGCGACGACCGUGGCGCUGACCGCCUUGCCUACAGGUACGCCGACGGCUAUGCCUGCGGCGCUGACGGCCGAGCUGACCGCGGCACAGUGGGCAGCCGCGACGACGUCGGCAGUUGCGACGGCAUCGGCAGGGACAGUGGCGCAGCCUGCGGCGCGGACAGCCGCGCCGACUGCGGCGCCGACGGCUGCGCCAACCGCGGCGCCGACUGCCGCGCCGACCGUGAGCCCUACGAGGGCACCAGCGGGCUGAUCGAAUGGCCCGCCGACAGGCUCACCGGCUGCGGCACCGACAGCGGCGCCAAUGGCUGCAGCCACGCUGUCUGCGGCGCCGGCGGCCGCGCCGACGGCUACCUCGACAGCCACGCCGACGACAGCCUCGUCAGUUACGCCGACAAUGGCACCGACUGCUGCACCGUCCUCGGCGCUGACCGCGGCGCCGACGGCGGCGCCUACGAGGCAACCCGCAAGGGCGUGCCCGGGGGGGGCGGCUCGGGCGGCGGGCGCGGCCGCGCCGACCGCGGCACCUACGGUGGCACUGACGGCCACCCCGCCAGCGGCGUUAACCGCUGCGCUGGCUGCGGCACCGACCGCCGCGCAGACUGCGGCACCAGCAGGCGCGCCGACAGCAUCCUCGACGGGGGCGCCGACAGCGGCCCCUACUGCAGCGCUGAUUUCGGUGCCGGCCGCGGCGCCGACAGCGGCGCAGCUGCCACCGCGGCCCCGGGGGGCGCCACCGUACUCGCACCGGGAUGCCCGCCCGUCCUCGCCCGCCAGGGGCGCCCGGCGCGCGCCAGCCUCCGGGUCAGCAGCGGCCGUGGGGGCCGGCUCGGGCGCGCGUUGCACGCCGCCGGCAGGGCGCUGCCCAGCCGGGGCGGCCUGGCCUUGGCGCACGGCAACGAGGGUUGCAGACCACGAGGCAGCCAGAUGGACGUGGGUACUUGUUGCGAGCACAUGUUCAAAAAGAUAGUCUACGUCCGCAGUGACGACGGUGACGGUGCACUGGCGGCAUCGUCAACUCAGAAAGCGGGAGAUUGCGUCCUGUCUGUACAUCUUGUCAACGGACGGUUGCAAGUUCAUGAUCUUGUAUGUCUCGCUCGUGCAGGGCCCCCCGGUGCUCACGAUGGCAUACCACCCGGGCUCCGACUCCGUGGCGAACUUCAGCGGCCUCCGAGGCAAAGCCGAUGAGGCCAUGCCGCUGGGUGUCGCUCCUUUUUCCUUCUGACAGCGUUGCAGUGGCUCCACAAUGUGUGACAAGUUCAGCAGAAGAGUUCGAUCCGUCGAUUUGGGCUCGAUCAAGUCGCUAGUGUGUGUCGAGUCGACUGGAUGUUUCUCGACAGAAAAAGAUAUUUACGCCCUGGCACAGAUGAAGCAGGACCACGGUCAGGAUCGGGUCGUGGAUCAAGUUUGGUCGGUGAUGUUCCGCGGUGGGGGUUCCUACAUAACCACCGCUUGGGGGAGCGGUAAUGGGGAAACUCGGCGGGAGGUGGAUAUGGAUGUAUUCGGGCUCUGGGCGGGCCCUCUCGUGCACUUCGUAGACUGGAUCACCCACCCACGCUCCAGGAAGUUAGCGAGACCCGCCGCUGCGACACAAUGGCUCUUUGCUUGAUGGCAAUGAACUCAUCGGAACACCUGUUUAGUUGCAUCGCAUGAAGCAACAUUGUCUUGCCCAUGGUAUCUUCCAAUUCAGUGUUUUCGGUUUGUUCUCGGAAUGGCUGAAUCACUUGUCCAUGGAACUUGUGUGUGUAUGUGUGUCAUGUCUUGCAGCGGUCAUGUACGGAAGUCGACUUGUCGUGGUCUCGUCUGGAGCAGUUUGGUAACGGGGGUCGUGCGUCCACGAGAACUCGCACGACCACGUCUGAAACCACACCGGAUGUUUCGUGACCGUGGUCGCGAUCGCCGUGGAGCUAUGCCCGCGAACACACUUGUGGCCUCGGCUGGUCAGCGAGAGUGAGAUGAGGAGACGGAGGG
Prorocentrum cordatum is the source of this 4020-nucleotide messenger RNA. The record is from the annotation of a GenBank genome assembly. Lineage: Eukaryota; Dinophyceae; Prorocentrales; Prorocentraceae.